This is a messenger RNA of Lachnellula hyalina, 306 nucleotides long. It is a transcript of the gene SMT3, whose product is annotated as Ubiquitin-like protein. Gene Ontology annotation, cellular component: septin ring; nucleus. The record is from RefSeq and is a predicted model, not a curated record. The transcript is spliced from 2 exons. Gene Ontology annotation, molecular function: ubiquitin-like protein ligase binding; protein tag activity. Gene Ontology annotation, biological process: protein sumoylation. The coding region runs from base 1 to 306 and encodes 101 amino acids. Lineage: Eukaryota; Fungi; Ascomycota; Leotiomycetes; Helotiales; Lachnaceae.
AUGUCUGGUUCCCCUGACAAUGGAAGCCCUGGUGCCGCCGAGAAGCCUGAAGGCGCUGGACAAUCUGAGCAUCUAAACAUCAAGGUCACCGAUAACAACAACGAGGUCUUCUUCAAGAUCAAGCGAACAACCGCACUCAAGAAGUUGAUGGAUGCCUUCUGCGAGAGACAGGGCAAAGCCUCAUCAUCUGUCCGGUUCCUCUUUGACGGUAGUCGCGUACAACCCACCGAUAGCCCAGACACUCUCGACAUGCAAGACGGCGACACGCUAGAAGUUCAUCAAGAGCAGAUCGGAGGCGCGAAUUAA